Amborella trichopoda is the source of this 1875-nucleotide messenger RNA. RefSeq names its product Pyridoxal phosphate (PLP)-dependent transferases superfamily protein (gene AAS). The record is from RefSeq and is a predicted model, not a curated record. Gene Ontology annotation, biological process: carboxylic acid metabolic process; amino acid metabolic process. Gene Ontology annotation, molecular function: pyridoxal phosphate binding; carboxy-lyase activity. Gene Ontology annotation, cellular component: cytoplasm. Lineage: Eukaryota; Viridiplantae; Streptophyta; Magnoliopsida; Amborellales; Amborellaceae.
GGCCUCAGCCUUAUACAAACAACCACAUCCAUACAUGUGUGUCUGGCCAUGCAUAGUGAUUAGAGAAGAUUUAAACUAAACGGUAAAGACACUGGGGCUCAUCGCGUGCAGGAAGCUGAAUCAAUCUCCAUUCUCCAUCUCCUCUGCAACUCAAUGGAGGGGAAAGAGUGUGGAAAUGGAGUCCAAAAAGUCGGUAUGAGGGCAAUGGAUGCUGAAGAACUCAGGGAGCACGGUCACAGGAUGGUGGAUUUCAUUUCUGAUUAUUACAAAGAGAUUGAGAGUUACCCUGUGCGGAGCCAAGUUCAGCCUGGUUACUUACGAAACCUUAUACCAGAUUCAGCCCCCGAUAUGCCUGAAUCGUUUGAAAGCAUUCUUGAAGAUAUUCGACACAAGAUUAUUCCUGGUGUCACUCAUUGGCAAAGCCCAAAGUAUUUUGCUUAUUAUCCAUCGAAUAGCAGCACAGCUGGUUUUCUUGGGGAAAUGCUUAGUGCUGGUUUUAACAUUGUGGGGUUUAGUUGGGUGACUUCCCCUGCUGCAACUGAAUUGGAAGUGAUAGUCUUGGAUUGGCUUGCAAAAGUCUUGAAGCUACCUGAACAGUUUCUUUCAACAGGGAAAGGUGGUGGUGUGAUCCAGGGGACAGCAAGUGAAGCCAUGUUAGUUGCAUUAUUGGCUGCACGAGACAAGGCGUUAAGGAGAGUUGGCCAAAAUUUAUUGGAGAACCUUGUGGUUUAUGGAUCAGAUCAAACACAUUCUGCUUUAAUAAAGGCUUGUAAGAUAGCAGGAAUCAAUCCAAUGAAUUGUAGGCUAUUGCAAGCAACUUUCAUGACAAAUUAUGCCCUUUCUCCUGAGGUUGCCUCUGAGUCCAUCAGUAAUGACAUUGCAGCUGGCUUGCUUCCUAUUUUUCUUUGUGCAACGGUUGGUACUACCUCUUCUACAGCAGUGGAUCCCUUGGCUGCACUGGGAAGGCUCGCUAAGGCCAAUGACAUGUGGUUUCACAUAGAUGCUGCAUAUGCUGGUAGUGCUUGCAUAUGUCCGGAAUAUCGGCAUUACAUUGAUGGUGUUGAGGAAGCAGAUUCAUUCAAUAUGAAUCCCCAUAAAUGGCUCCUUACAAAUUUUGACUGCUCAACACUAUGGGUGAAGGAUUCAAGUAAUUUAAUCCAAUCUUUGUCUACGAAUCCAGAGUUUCUGAGAAAUAAGGCUUCAGAGGAAGAUUUGGUUGUGGAUUAUAAGGAUUGGCAAAUCCCUCUUGGAAGACGGUUUAGAUCUUUGAAGCUAUGGAUGGUCUUGCGUAUGUAUGGAGUUGCAAACUUGCAAAACCACAUAAGAACUCAUAUCAAUUUGGCUAAACAUUUUGAGGAACUUAUUGCCACUGAUACAAGGUUUGAGAUUAUUGUGCCUAGGGUUUUUGCACUUGUAUGCUUUGCCCUUAAACCUAUGCCUAAUGGACAAGAUGAUGCCUCAAAACUAAAUUUAAAGCUAUUGGAGGCUGUGAAUAACAGUGGUGCUAUGUUUUUAACCCAUACGGUGCUAUCGGGUAGAUUUGUACUGCGUUUUGUAGUGGGAGCGCCACUAACAGAGGAGAGGCAUGUCAACACAGCAUGGAAGGUGUUGCAAGACCAUGCUAACCUCAUCUUGGGGACAGUGUAAAGUAAGAAUCCUAUGCAUGCUGUGUGUGAUUGGAGAGAGAGAGAGAGAGAGAGAGAGAGAGAGAGAGAGAGAGAGAGAUGGCGUUGGAACAUAUUAUUUAUUUUAAUCUUCACAGAGGACCAUUUUGUUAAAGUAUUCUUUUAACACUUGGAUUCUUUUUAUGAUAGUGAAAUUUGUUUAUUGCAUUACAUUCAAUGGCUUGGAACAUAAUGUUAUUUUCUUCUUUCA